This is a messenger RNA of Oncorhynchus kisutch (coho salmon), 5162 nucleotides long. RefSeq names its product ceramide kinase-like. The record is from RefSeq and is a predicted model, not a curated record. Gene Ontology annotation, biological process: phosphorylation; ceramide metabolic process. Gene Ontology annotation, molecular function: ceramide kinase activity. Lineage: Eukaryota; Metazoa; Chordata; Actinopteri; Salmoniformes; Salmonidae. The transcript is spliced from 13 exons. Bases 309 to 2045 code for a protein of 578 amino acids.
UUAGAGAUGAAGCCUAUCUGUCACUGACAAGCGCGUUAACCUAAAGACAGGGACUUUACAGAUACAAAAAAGUUUCUCAUUAAUCUUAUCAGACCUUUAUGGUAUUUAAACAACACUUUGAGAUAUUGUUUUCAGAGUGGAGCUUGUAUCUGGAGAGUGUAUAAUUUUAAUAUGCGGUAAUAUUGAAUUAUUUGAAUAAUUUCUAAAAUAAAUUGUUCUUCGGUUGCCUACAUUCUUCUGUGAUAGUGAGAUAGAGAACUACAAUCCUGUCUAUCUAUACUAUAGACGUUUGUAGAGAUACAUAUAGUAUGGAUGUAGAUCUAGUACAGUUGGAGUCCAGUCUAUGGGUCGGUAAGAAACGUUACCGGGCAGCCCUUACCGAAUGGCACCUCAACUGGACUGAGCUCGAUAAGAAGAACCGUGACAAGACCGUUUCAGUACCAGUGUCGGAGAUUGUUGCUGUGGAGGAGGGGCAUGUGGAGGUUCUGCCCCAGAGGUCAGUUUCUGAAGACACAGACAGAGACUUCACAGUGUUCUAUGUGAAGCGUAGCAGCAAUGGUAGUUCCUAUGGGUUGCUAUGGCGCCUGGGCAGGACCCAGUUCAGCUGUCCCAGCAGGGACCUCAGAGACCAGUGGAUGACCCAGCUGAGGAUUGCCCUCAAAACACACAGCCCCUCUCGUCCUCACAGGUUGUUGGUGUUCAUCAACCCGUUCGGAGGAAAGAAACAAGGGAGGGAGAUCUAUCACUCUCUAGUGGCCCCACUAUUUGAGCUGGCAGGGGUCAGCUCCCAUGUUGUAGUGACAGAGCGGGCCAACCAGGCGAGAGACCACAUACUGAAGAAAGACCUGACUGGUUUCGAUGGUGUGGUAUGUGUUGGCGGGGAUGGAAUGUUCAGUGAGCUGCUGCACGGUGUGAUUGGCCGAACACAGCAGGAGGCGGGGCUAUCGGAGCAUGACCCCUCCCUACAGUCAUGUGACCUUCACAUUGGCAUCAUUCCUGCAGGCUCCACAGACUGCGUGUGUUUUGCCACUGUGGGAGUCAAUGACCCAGUGACCUCUGCACUGCACAUCAUCAUUGGAGACUCUCAGCCUCUGGACGUGUGUUCCGUCCACCACCGCUCGUCUCUGGUGCGUUACUCUGUGUCUCUGGUAGGAUACGGGUUCUAUGGAGACGUGCUGGCUGAGAGCGAGAGACAUCGCUGGAUGGGGCCUCUCCGAUAUGACUAUUCAGGUGCUAUGGUGUACCUGAGUAACAGGAGCUAUGCAGGCCUAGUUCAGUACCUACCAGCAGACCCCCAACUCUCCAACCCUAGGGACAACACACGCUGCCUCUCUGGGUGCAGUGUGUGUUCUAAGAGCACAGAGAGACUGUUCCCCCACUCUCCAGAUGCUAGUUCCAACUACAUCUCCCACUUCAGUCAGUUCAGCAGCGACUCAGAGGAACUUCCUCUGCUCUCUCUGCCUCGUGCUGCAGGUGAUUGGGUGAGUGUGGAGGGCCGGUUCAAGGCUGUGUCCCUCACCUGUAUGUCCAGCUCCUGUCCUCGCAGUCCCCUGGGCCUGUCCCCCUCAGCACAUCUGGCCGAUGGGACAGGUGACCUCAUCAUUGUACGGGACACACACCCCCUAGGGUUCCUCACCUUCCUACACAGACACACCAGCACACAGGACCAGUUUGACCUGCCCUUCGUGGAUGUCCACCGCGUGAAGGCAGUACGUUUCUCUCUCCCACCCGGAGAAAAGGAGGAUGAGGAUGAAGAGAGGGAGACAGUAAAUGGUGGAGGGAUGGCGGAAGAGGGAGAGAGAACAAGCCGGAGCGGUUCCCAACAUCACCUGGUAGAAAGAGGAGAGGAGCGAGGGAUGGCUAAUGACAGGAGGAAGAAAGACUUGUGUGGCCUGUGCUGCAGUAAGCCUCCUUCAGUGUCUGUGUGGAACUGUGACGGAGAAAUACUUCCUCACACUGAGAUCCUCUGCAGGGUUCAUGGUCAGCUGGUGCGUUUGUAUGCCCGGGGCAUGGAGGACGGAUCAGCCACACCCACCAGGAAGUGAACUGUGUUAGGGUCCAUCACACUACUGACUGAGGGAGGCCGUGGUAGGGUCCGUUCACACUACUGACUGAGGGAGGCCGUGGUAGGGUCCGUUCACACUACUGACUGAGGGAGGCCGUGGUAGGGUCCGUUCACACUACUGACUGAGGGAGGCCGUGGUAGGGUCCGUUCACACUACUGACUGAGGGAGGCCGGGUCCGUUCACACUACUGACUGAGGGAGGCCGUGGUAGGGUCCGUUCACACUACUGACUGAGGGAGGCCGUGGUAGGGUCCGUUCACACUACUGACUGAGGGAGGCCGUGGUAGGGUCCGUUCACACUACUGACUGAGGGAGGCAGGGUCCGUUCACACUACUGACUGAGGGAGGCCGUGGUAGGGUCCGUUCACACUACUGACUGAGGGAGGCAGUGGUAGGGUCCGUUCACACUACUGACUGAGGGAGGCAGUGGUAGGGUCACACUACUGACUGAGGGAGGCAGGGUCCGUUCACACUACUGACUGAGGGAGGCAGGGUCCGUUCACACUACUGACUGAGGGAGGCAGGGUCCGUUCACACUACUGACUGAGGGAGGCCGUGGUAGGGUCCGUUCACACUACUGACUGAGGGAGGCAGGGUCCGUUCACACUACUGACUGAGGGAGGCGGAGGUAGGGUCCGUUCACACUACUGACUGAGGGAGGCCGUGGUAGGGUCCGUUCACACUACUGACUGAGGGAGGCGGAGGUAGGGUCCGUUCACACUACUGACUGAGGGAGGCGGAGGUAGGGUCCGUUCACACUACUGACUGAGGGAGGCCGUGGUAGGGUCCGUUCACACUACUGACUGAGGGAGGUAGGGUCCGUUCACACUACUGACUGAGGAAGGUAGGGUCUGUUCACACUACUGACUGAGGGAGGUAGGGUCCGUUCACACUGCUGACCGAGGGAGGUAGGGUCCGUUCACACUGCUGACUGAGGGAGGCGGAGGUAGGGUCCGUUCACACUACUGACUGAGGGAGGCCGUGGUAGGGUCCGUUCACACUACUGACUGAGGGAGGCAGUAGUAGGGUCCGUUCACACUACUGACUGAGGGAGGCAGGGUCCGUUCACACUACUGACUGAGGGAGGCAGGGUCCGUUCACACUACUGACUGAGGGAGGCAGGGUCCGUUCACACUACUGACUGAGGGAGGCAGGGUCCGUUCACACUACUGACUGAGGGAGGCAGGGUCCGUUCACACUACUGACUGAGGGAGCCAGGGUCCGUUCACACUACUGACUGAGGGAGGCAGGGUCCGUUCACACUACUGACUGAGGGAGGCGGAGGUAGGGUCCGUUCACACUACUGACUGAGGGAGGUAGGGUCCGUUCACACUACUGACUGAGGGAGGUAGGGUCCGUUCACACUACUGACUGAGGGAGGUAGGGUCCGUUCACACUACUGACUGAGGGAGGCCGUGGUAGGGUCCGUUCACACUACUGACUGAGGGAGGCGGAGGUAGGGUCCGUUCACACUACUGACUGAGGGAGGCGGAGGUAGGGUCCGUUCACACUACUGACUGAGGGAGGCGGAGGUAGGGUCCGUUCACACUACUGACUGAGGGAGGUAGGGUCCGUUCACACUACUGACUGAGGGAGGUAGGGUCCGUUCACACUACUGACUGAGGGAGGUAGGGUCCGUUCACACUGCUGACUGAGGGAGGGGGUGGUAGGGUCCGUUCACACUACUGACUGAGGGAGGGGGUGGUAGGGUCCGUUCACACUACUGACUGAGGGAGGCGGAGAUAGGAUCCGUUCACACUACUGACUGAGGGAGGCGGAGGUAGGGUCCGUUCACACUACUGACUGAGGGAGGCGGAGGUAGGGUCCGUUCACACUGCUGACUGAGGGAGGUGGUGGUAGGGUCCGUUCACACUACUGACUGAGGGAGGUGGUGGUAGGGUCCGUUCACACUACUUUCAGAGAAAAAUAAUGCCAGAAAAGAAAACAUGAUUAUAAUCAAUAAUUCUGCCAGCUAGGACCAAUGAAAUGGCUCUCUCUCUGGUGUAGUUUUUUUUAUAGAGUGAACGGAGCCUUACUGUGAUACUGAGAUGUAUCACAACUGAAGAAGGCUGUAUUACUGUACGAACCACAUGUAGGCUCAAUGACAACAUAUCAGUUAGUGGGAUGUCUGUGGAAAGACUUAUUUUUCUGACCUGUGACUAUCAACAGAAUAAACAACAGAGCCUUACAUUUUACAUACCUGAUAAAAUGGCUACUGUAACUAACAGUAGGGUCAACAUACAAGUUAGUGGGACAACGGUCAUGAAUGACUUUGGAAGUAGGUGUGACUGAACGUAACACACUACCCAAAAGAGCCUUCCAUUUCACUUCAUCUGCUUUCUCUCUUAACCAAAUCAUUCCUGAAUAUUUUGACAAGUCUUUAGAUGGAGGUUUGAGGUAAUUCAAGGAAUGUACACUGAGUGUUCAAAACAUUAAGAACACCUGCACUUUUCAUGACAGGUCAAUCCAGGUGAAUCCCCUUAUUGAUGUCACUUGUUAAAUCCACUUCAAAUCAGUGUAGAUGAAGGGGAGGAGUCCGGUUAAAGAAGGAUUUUUUAAGCCUCGAGACAAAUGAGACAUGGAUUGUGUAUGUGCCAUUCAGAGGGUGAAUGGGCAAGACAAAAUAUGUAAGUGCCUUUGAACGGGGUAUGGUGGUAGGCCCUAGGCGCACCGGUGUGUGUCAAGAACGGCAACGCUGCUGGGUUUUUCACGCAGUUUCUCGAGUGUAUAAAGAAUGGUCCACCACCCAAAGGACAUCCAGCCAACUUGACACAACUGCGGGAAGCAUUGGAGUCAACAUGGGCCAGCAUCCCUGUGGAACGCUUUAGCCACCUUGUAGAGACCAUGCCCCGACCAAUUGAGUCGGGUUCUGAGGGAAAGGGGGGAGGCACAACUCAAUAUUAGGAAGGUGUUCUUAAUGUUUGUUUUUUACACCCAAUAUAUCAUAUUUUCUACAAACAAUGAUACAGCUUGAUAUGACUUGAUGUCAGUAGCUUAUGGUAUUUUCACCUGUAAAUGUGUAUGUUUAUUUCAGCUACUGAUUUGCAUUUAUGAAAAUGUUGCACAUAAUAAACAGACACCUUAUUAUUAUGCAGAA